UUUGGAGUAUCUUUCUAACUAAGUUUCUGUCAAUUCGGGGCAUCUUGAAUAAAUGAUACAAACUCCUUAACUAUAAUAAUUAGCUUAAAAUGUAAACUUGUAUAAUUGGAGAGAGAAAAUGAAGCUUCAUUUUCAUUAUAAUACACUACUAGAGCUUCACAAUUAGCAAUUUAUUCUUCAUAAUAGGAAUUAAAGAGAGAGAAAACAUAUUAAAAGAAGAAGAAAGAUAAUGGAGAAAGCAUUAACAAAAGUUGGGAGCUUGAAAGUUGGAAGCUUUUGGAUUUCUAAGAAGGCCAAAGAAGAAUUAUCCACCAUUACUGAUGAUCUCUCUUCUAUUUCAAGUACAAUUGAAGGCAAAGCAAAGUGGGUAUUCAACAAAUUGAAGGGCAAGACUCAAAAACCCUUGUCGGAGCUCCUUCGAGACUACAACCUUCCGGCGGGACUAUUUCCUCAGAACAUAAUAUGCUAUGAGUUUGAUGAAUCGAGAUCAAAGCUCAUCGUGUAUAUGUCAUCUCCUUGUGAAGUAUGCUUUAAGGACUCGAGCAUUGUAAGGUAUGCCAACCGCGUCAAGGGUACGUUGUUGAAAGGGAAGCUUAUAGGAAUUGAAGGUAUGAAGACUAAAGUGUUAGUGUGGGUUAAAGUGACUAGCAUCAAUGUCGAAAGCUACAAAUCUGAUAAAGUUUUGUUCACUGCUGGUGUUAAGAAAUAUAGGCCUAAAGAUGCUUAUGAAUUGCCUCGCAAUGCGGUUAAUGUGGAAGAAUUUUGAUGAACUUUGUUAGUCUCAUUUGUGUACCAAAGAAGAACAUGUAACUUAUUAUUGUAUGACAAUCGAUCAUACUUCAAAUAGAAAAUAUGUAUAGUAGUUAGAAAUGGUUGAGCAUACGAUCGUCAGUAGAGAUAAUGUAGGUAUGUACUAUGUAUGUAGCAUAUUGUUAAUUACUCCCUACGUUCCUUUAUAUUAUUUCUCUUAUACAUUAAAUGUUUAUGAUAAUGAUGAUGUUUAUGUUGA
This is a messenger RNA of Spinacia oleracea (spinach), 1009 nucleotides long. RefSeq lists its product as uncharacterized. NCBI's taxonomy places the organism in Eukaryota, Viridiplantae, Streptophyta, Magnoliopsida, Caryophyllales, Amaranthaceae. The coding region runs from base 230 to 766 and encodes 178 amino acids. The record is from RefSeq and is a predicted model, not a curated record. The transcript has 2 exons.